AUGUUCCGAAAGCGGAACAUAGGGCGGUUCAGAGCGUCGGAGCGCGGAGUGGUAACAGACUCGGCGAUUACUCGCGAAAUUCUGGCCGCUAUUGAAUCGCUGGAAAGGUUAGGAGGAGGGGGAAGCGCGGAUGGGGGGAAAGAAGCUCCUGUGACAACCUCUAACGAAUCAUUGAGCGCCACGUGGAAGCUUCUAUGGACGACAGAGAAAGAGACGCUGUUCAUUUUCAAGCAGGCUCCGUUUUUCGGCACCACCGCCGGAGACACGUUUCAAACCAUAGACGUGGGGAAGGGCACUCUGAGCAACACCAUCACCUUCCCCCCAUCGGGCAUGUUUGAUGUCUCUGCCUCCAUUCAAAUCGCCUCCGCCCAACAAGUCACCUUCCAGUUCACAGGUGCUCGGCUAGUCACUGCUUCCUGGACCCUACCUGUUCCACCGUUCGGCCAGGGAUGGUUUGACAACACCUACAUUGAUGAGGAAAUUCGUAUUUCACGAGACUCAAGGGGUGAUGUGCUUGUUACAGAGCGCUGUGUACAGGACUAG
This is a messenger RNA of Closterium sp. Yama58-4, 543 nucleotides long. NCBI's taxonomy places the organism in Eukaryota, Viridiplantae, Streptophyta, Zygnematophyceae, Desmidiales, Closteriaceae. The record is from the annotation of a GenBank genome assembly.